Molecule: messenger RNA, 1812 nt
Organism: Megalops cyprinoides (Indo-Pacific tarpon)
Lineage: Eukaryota; Metazoa; Chordata; Actinopteri; Elopiformes; Megalopidae
Product: zinc finger protein 239-like
Exons: 6
Coding region: 155-1678 (507 amino acids)
Biological process (GO): regulation of transcription by RNA polymerase II
Molecular function (GO): RNA polymerase II cis-regulatory region sequence-specific DNA binding; DNA-binding transcription factor activity, RNA polymerase II-specific
Source: RefSeq, a predicted model, not a curated record
UACUGCCGUGAAGGCAGAGAGGCGAGUGUGAGACCUCUGAGCAAGGAAUACGGCGGUGUGAGUUUUUCUGUUUGUCAGCUGGCUUUAUUGACGGAAAACCACUGUCCAAUAGCAUUGAGGUUUUUUAAAAUAAAAGCUUCAAACGUGAAGGACCAUGUCGAACGGGGUUGUGUUUCGAUCGCAGCUCGCUUCCAUCAUGGAGGUUUUGGCAAACGCGGCCGUGGAGGAAAUCUGUAAGAUCGUAGACGAUGGAUAUGCCAUUUUACAUUUGGAAAUGUCAGAGUACCAGAAGGAGAACGAAUCUCUGAAAAUGAAACUGCACAUGAUGGAGCUGAAGGUCGCACAGGGAUGUGCGGGCGGAAUAAACAUGCGAGAGAGCUCCCUGACCGCUGGCUUUGAUGGACUGCGGGAUCAUCCCAAAGGAGCGUCAAAGGAGAGGCCCGUCCCAGCCGCAAACAGGGUCUUCGGCCAGCCGGCAGGCGGUACUUUGUCGAAUCCCCGAUCUGUUUUGGGUGAAGAUAUCUCCGUUCAGCCUGUCACCGUGAAGCAGGACGAGUGUGCUGACCUAGAAGAGGACAAGACUGUUCUUAUCAAAGAGGAAAAACCCGAAGAGGACAACGAGGCACUGAGUGAGCUGAAGAUCAGUGAUGGGGGAGCUGGGGGGCCUGAUGCCGGCGGUGAAGAGUGGGCCACCACUGCAAACUCGGGGAUCGCACCCUCAGAACGCACAGAGGACCUCACCGCACAGUGCAGGGGCAGACACAGUGCUUGGGAGAGUGCAGACGUGGAGGAGAGAAGGGCUGAUGUAAAGGAGGAGAGGCUGGAAGAGAUGAAGAUCAGGGAAGAGGGGCCUGGAAAGUGGGAUGCUGUGUGCUCUCACACCUCAGAGACGCUCCCCGGGAGCCUGUUGGACCACUCGCUUCCUCCUGCAGUCAAAAGUGCAGGGAACAGCCAGCCCACUUUUCAAUACCCAAGGUCGACGCAGGACCUCGUGGCAACGGAUUCCUCACCAGCUGAAGUGGAAGCAGAAGCCGAGAUGUCUACUGCCUGGAGCAAAGACACUGGGUCAGGAAGGAUCCAAAUACAACACCGACAUUACAACGAAGGUAGAGAGAGAGAGUCAGCGCAAUCAGACAGUGGUACCAACAUGCUUUUCGUGCAUACCCAAAUGGGACUGAGUGAGACCCCACUGGCGUCCAGCGCCCAUUCUGUGAAUGGAUUUGCUGCCUGUAACCAAAGCUUAACACCACCACAAAGCAGGGUGUGCCAUCAGCACACCGGCACCGAAAAGAGAAAACUGAUCUGUAAAUACUGUGGCAAAGGUUUCAACUUCUCAAGUGAGAUGAAAUUACACCACAGAGUCCACACGGGAGAGAAACCCUUCGCCUGUACACACUGUGGAAGGAGGUUCAGUCAGUCUUGUAGUCUUAAAAAACACCAGAGCGUUCACACUGGAGAAAAACCAUUCAGUUGUAUUCAGUGCGGGAAGAAGUUUUCAGAUACAGGGAAUCUUAGAAGACACAUGAAUGUUCACACAGGAUACAAGCCGUUCCGCUGUGUGCACUGUGGAAAGGAGUACUGUGAUUCACGCGAUCUUAAGAGACAUCAAGCCAUUCACACAGAGAAAGAGAGACAGUCCGGUUCUGUGCAGUGGAGGCUGGCUUACUCGUCCACAUAGCUUAAAAAACAGUAGAUUGUUCAAACGAGAAUAAAAUAAUUUCCUGGGCACUGUGCUGAGAAAGGAUAUGUUAGUCGGUUGAUUUUAACAGUGCACUCUAAACAGAUUAACCUAUCUAUUCAUGAUCAAACUUG